UGACAAUCGAUCAGUGUGCGAGAAAUUUUAAAAAGUGAUGUUAACCAACAAGUAACCAACAACAACACGCAACUGUCAGCGUGUUUUUGAAUUGAAACGCGUAUUUGAGGAUUUUGCAUUGAUACCGCGGGGCCAUGGCGGAAGAAAGUGGCUCUGGCGAACCUUCCAAGAAGCCGAAACUCGAUGACAAUGACGGCGACGGCGACGACGAGAAGUGGGUCGGCCCGAUGCCGAGCGAAGCCGCUCAACCCAAGCGCAAAAAGAUUCUUCAGUACGAAAAGCUUUACCUUGACAACUUGCCAAGCUCCGAGGUCUAUGAAAAGAGUUUCAUGCAUAGGGAUGUAAUCACUCAUGUCAUUGUCACAAAGACAGAAUUCGUUAUAACUGCAAGCUGUGAGGGCCACAUCAAAUUUUGGAAGAAACAACCAGAGUCAAUCGAAUUUGUCAAACAUUUCCGAAGCCACCUUGAUACUAUCACGGAUGUUGCAGCAAAUGCUAAUGGAACACUAUUUGUUUCAUGUGGGGCAGACAAGGCUUUAAAAAUUUUUGAUGUUGUCAACUUUGAUAUGAUCAACAUGAUAAAAUUGAGUUUUGCUCCCAAUCGAGUUGAAUGGAUCCAUAGUCCUGGCGAUGCCAUUAACGCCCUGGCUGUGUCGGAAGCAGGCAGCCACAAAAUCUAUGUAUUUGAUGGCCAAGGGAAGGGUACACCUCUGCACAUACUGGAUAAACUUCACACCAAACCAGUGGUCUGCAUGAAAUACAAUGCUGCCCUAUCCAUUGUUGUUUCUGCAGACAAGACAGGUAUUGUGGAGUAUUGGACAGGCCCUAAAACUGAUUACAAGUUUCCUAAAAAUGUCACUUUUGACUCAAAGUUAGACACUGACUUGUUUGAUUUUGUCAAGAGUAAGACAUAUCCUGUUAGCAUUGCUUUCCCUCCUCAAGGAAAUAAAAUGGCCAUACUCUCUGCAGAUCGGAAGGUUCGAAUUUUCAAUUUCCUGAGUGGAAAAUUGAGUAGAGUGUAUGAUGAAUCACUGUCAUGUUUUGUACAAAUGCAUCAAGCUAAACAACAGUUACCCAACAUGGAAUUUAAUAGGAGAUUAGCAACAGAACGAGAACUGGAGAAGGCUGAUCCUCCCACAUUUGGCAAUAUACUGUAUGAUGAAAGUGGUCACUUCAUCUUGUACACUACUAUGCUGGGAAUUAAGUUAGUUAACACCUACACCAACCGGUGUGUUAUGUUUAUUGGAAAAUCUGAAAAUUUACGACCGCUUCAUAUUGGCCUUUUCCAGGGCCGUGCUCGUAGGACAAAAGCUGCUGUGACUGUUGAACUUGAAGCUUCAGAAAAUCCCACCUUGGAUAAUGUUCAGUCUGAUCCAACAUUGUUUUGCACUGCAUACAAGAAAAACAGAUUUUACCUCUUUACAAAGAAUGCCCCUGACGACACAAAAAGCCAUGACAACGAGAGAGAUGUUUUCAAUGAGAAACCAUCUAAAGAUGAUAUUAUCGCUGCAACAGAAGCCACAGGUAUUCAAAGGGUCUAUGAAACAGCCAUUAUUCAUACUGCAAUGGGAGACAUUCACAUCAAAUUGUUCCUAGAAUGUCCCAAAGCAGUUGAGAACUUCUGCGUUCAUAGCAAGAAUGGCUACUUCAAUGGUCACAUAUUUCAUCGUGUAAUCAAGGGUUUCAUGGUUCAAACCGGAGAUCCAACAGGAACGGGAACUGGAGGUGAAAGUAUAUGGGGCGGAGAAUUUGAGGAUGAAUUUCGACCUAACUUGAGGCAUGAUCGCCCGUACACUGUGAGCAUGGCAAAUGCUGGAGCAAAUACCAAUGGAAGUCAAUUCUUUAUCUCUGUUAUUCCAACACCUUGGUUGGACAACAAACACACUGUCUUUGGCCGAGUGGUCAAAGGGAUGGAGGUUGUGCAGAACAUCAGUAAUGUUAAGACCAACCCCAAGACGGACAAGCCCUACGAUGAUGUACAAAUUAUUAGUGUAACUGUGAAAUGAAGUGAAACAAUGCAGGCAGAAUCAAAGAAACUGUAACAAAUGAACUCAGAUUUGUAAAUUUAAAUGUCUCAACUGUUCAAGAGUCAUCUUCCGGCUGAAUUUUAUCUCUAAUCACUGUGCUACAACGCCAAAAUAAAUAAAGUCCGAUUUUAAAAUUAUUA
This is a messenger RNA of Thrips palmi, 2167 nucleotides long. Its product is annotated as peptidylprolyl isomerase domain and WD repeat-containing protein 1. Gene Ontology annotation, molecular function: peptidyl-prolyl cis-trans isomerase activity; protein binding. Gene Ontology annotation, biological process: protein peptidyl-prolyl isomerization. Lineage: Eukaryota; Metazoa; Arthropoda; Insecta; Thysanoptera; Thripidae. The record is from RefSeq and is a predicted model, not a curated record.